AACGCAGAAGUUCAUGUGAUAGUGCAUACAAAAUGCUUCCUCUGUCUCUUCUCAAUGCCGCACAGAACAAGCCAAUGCUUGUGGAGCUCAAGAACGGAGAAACGCUCAACGGACACUUGGUCAACUGCGACAAUUUCAUGAACAUAACAUUGCGGGAGGUAUAUCAAACGAGUCCCGAAGGGGAUCGAUUCUGGAAGCUGAAAGAGUGCUAUGUUCGUGGGAGUACGAUUAAAUACCUGCGUGUUCCGGACCAACUGCUGGACGAGGUUCAGUUGGAGCAGUUUCAUGCGCGCGAAAUGCAACGAGGCGGCCGAGGUGGACAAAGAGGAGGAAGAGGCGUGCCACAACGAGGUCGAGGGGGUCCGGGUGGCAGUCGUGGUACUGGACCAGGGAGGGCCGGACGGGCACGCGGUCGUGGGAGGGGGAUGUGAAGCGCGGGAGAUGUUACCAGGUAACACCUUACUCUGCUAGUCUCAUCCCAGGAAUCUUCAUAACCGACACCUUCUACUGUCGCGUUCACAUCCAACAAUACAUGUAUUCUUGC
Molecule: messenger RNA, 544 nt
Organism: Dacryopinax primogenitus
Lineage: Eukaryota; Fungi; Basidiomycota; Dacrymycetes; Dacrymycetales; Dacrymycetaceae
Product: Sm-like ribonucleoprotein
Exons: 6
Coding region: 33-431 (132 amino acids)
Biological process (GO): P-body assembly; mRNA splicing, via spliceosome; spliceosomal snRNP assembly
Cellular component (GO): P-body; U6 snRNP; spliceosomal tri-snRNP complex
Molecular function (GO): U6 snRNA binding
Source: RefSeq, a predicted model, not a curated record